GAUAAAAAUAAUUAUACUAAUACAGUCAAACGCUCCUCCCUCCUCCGAAGUCCGAUCCAUGAUCCAUGAUCCAUGAUCCACCUCGCCCGCCCGCCUCUGUCCUGUUACCUGACCUGAAUGAAUGUGAAUUGAAUUCCCCCAUCUCUUCCCCCAAAUGUGAAGAAAUCUUAUGGAAACCCUAACCCUAACCCCAACCCUAACCGUGACCUCCUCUUCCUCCUCCUCCCUCAAUUCCUGCUAUUGCUCCUCUGGGAAGCCGGAUCCCCUCCAUACAUGUUAUCUCCUUUCUAAUUCCCUUGCUUCUCCCCCCCUCGAUUUUCAAUCUUGAUUUUGGUUCCCCGUCACCGUCACCCUGAUCCUUUAUCCCGCUCUUCCCCUCUUUGCUUGCAUUCCUAAUCUCUUUAUUUCUUCCGCCUUUCCUUCCGCCUUUCCGAUUCUCUCUCGACAUUACAUAAAUUGCAGCAUUUAUUUCGCAGCUUCUGUAGCAUGAUCAGACCGACCUACUUCUGGAUAUAAAUAAGUUGCUAAGGAGGAGAAAUUGGACCUUUGUUUUUAUUUGUUUUCCUUCCCUUUUCCCCCUCUAAGGUUCUAACCUAUACACAUUUUUAUUGGAUAUUUGUUUUUGAGAGUGGGCAGGCAUGUGUAGCUCUGACAGUGGUGGAGGGCUGGUGGAUUGUAGUGUGGGGAGUAUUGUUUGGGUUAGAAGACGAAAUGGAUCUUGGUGGCCUGGAAAGAUACUUGGACCUGAAGAGCUAUCGUCUUCUCUCGUGACAUCACCUCGCUCAGGAACUCCAGUCAAACUUCUUGGCAGGGAAGAUGCAAGUGUGGACUGGUACAAUUUGGAGAAGUCAAAACGUGUUAAAGCAUUUCGAUGUGGUGAGUUUGAUGACUGUAUAGAAAGGGCUGAAGCUGCUCAGGGUAUGCCUCCAAAGAAACGAGAGAAAUAUGCACGACGGGAAGAUGCAAUAUUGCAUGCACUUGAAUUGGAGAGGCAAUUAUUGGAGAAGAAAUAUGGAAAAGUAACAAGUGUUUGUAAUGGUGGGGAAAAGAAGUCGCCAGAAGCUGUCAAUUCUGGGAGUUUGGAAUGUGGAGAUGCAAACCACAAUGAUCCUAGAUCUGACCAGCUUUCUGAAAGGCUUGGUUCUUCUCCUGCUGAAAAGAAUGCGGCAGACCAGAUUAUGCUUGAUGAAACUGUGAGGGAGGGAAAUCAACAGAGUGGAGAUGAUGAGAGUGCUGGUAUACUGCCUCGGAUGAGAGGCUUGCAAGACUUUGGUCUCAGUACUACUCCACCGAUGAGAGAGGAGCUUCCUGGAGCUGUAUUUCGUGCAAAGAGGAGUAGAUAUGCUUAUCUGCCAUCUGGUUCUGGGGAUUACUCAAAUGACAACCAAACUAUAUCCUCCCAGAUGGAUAUACGAGUUUCACAAUUUGAAGGAAGAGGAUAUCCGGUUGACAGGGGUGAAGACCACGAGUCUGGGUCAACCGAGGACACUGAAACGGAUAGUUCUGAAACUGAUUCUCUGGAAUUGGAUUCAGAUGGACUCUCUGAUGGCUCUUACUCUAUUGAACUGCAACCUAAAUAUCCUUGGAGAAUCGGAGUACAAGAGGACCACGGGAGCAUAAGCAGUACUGAUGACCUUGAUGAAUUACCAUUUGCUGAAUCAACCAGUACUGGGGCUUCUAAAUGGCACCUGAAAGGACAGAGAAAUAAUCAAGGUCUUGGGAAGAGGUCUCUGGACAGAGCUGAUGCAGAAUUCUCUGGGGGAUAUGUGACUGGUAGAAACUCCAACUGGAGCAACAGUGGUUUCAAGGCUGACUACGGUAAUAAAAGAUUUAGGAGCCAUAUAUCCAGGUAUGGAUCUACUGGUUUAGGUGGCAUCACCCCCUAUGAGAAAAUUGAUUCGGAGGGAUUGGGUUGGAGCAAUCAAUCUGCUGCCAAUCGAGGAGGAGGAUAUUGGGAGGCCUUGCAGCAGGGGCAUCUGGAUCCUAUACUUGAUGGCAGACAUCACUUUGGUGGUAGGUUCAUGCUGAUAGACGUUGAUCUGAAAGUGGAUGCCAACAACUACCGGCGGGAUGUCCCAAUGACCUCGGUGGUGAGCAAGUUAAAUGGGCACGCUAUGAUCGGUCAUCCCAUCAAGAUUGAAGCUCUUGAGAAUGGUUCGACAGAAAACCUUGUUUCUGGCAGAGAUCAUUGUUCCCCUGAACCAUUGGAGGCUCCUGCCCAGCUGCCUUCAGUAUGGAGGACGGGCCGGCGGACGGCAAAUGCCCGUGUACCACGCCCAUUUUUAUCUUCAUUGAUAAAUGGCGGUGAUGGUAGGAGGCAAGCAGCUCCAUUCAUUUACCAAGACCAGAGAUCAAACACAGCGCCAAGGAACAUGUCCCCAAAUCCCGGGGAUCGGAAAUUAUCAAGAACGAGUCCAUCGUCCGGUCAGAAGAUAAGAGCACUCUCAUCAAUCUCUGAGAAGCAUCAGAGUGAUCUGAGAUGUGGCUGCAGAGACUACCAAGCGGCGGACGGGGCCGGGGCUGCCAAUAAUAAAAGGGAGAAUGCGGCUGCCACGACCAUAGCUUGUAUACCCGUCAACUUGGUGUUUAGUAGGUUACAUGAGGAAUUGGUUGGGCGCCGCCAGCAGCAAUAGCAGCAGCAGCAGGGUCGUCCGCAGGUUGUGUGGAUUGAUUGGUUACACACACACACAUAUAUAUAUAUAUAUAUAGAGAGAGAGAGAGAGAGAGAGAGAGAGAGAUUUAUUCAUCAGUAAUAUUAGGUGCAUGUAAAUUUUUUAGGAGAGAAUAAUUUGAUGAACCUUGCAACUCCUCCUUCCA
Messenger RNA from Andrographis paniculata, 2817 nucleotides. RefSeq lists its product as uncharacterized. Bases 639 to 2633 code for a protein of 664 amino acids. Lineage: Eukaryota; Viridiplantae; Streptophyta; Magnoliopsida; Lamiales; Acanthaceae. The transcript is spliced from 4 exons. The record is from RefSeq and is a predicted model, not a curated record.